GCAUAUCAUGGUAAUGUGAUUUUAAAUUUGAAGAAUUAUUGCGCCAUACUAAAUAAUGGAAUAGUUAAGCGAGAAACAAGGAAAAGAUUAAAAGGCCAAACAGAGUGAAGACAUGGCCGUCGAGUCAGCCAAUCAGAGCGCGAGAAAAUAAACACGUUUGUCACAGGAGUAGCGCGGUCUCUGACGUAGUUCAUCCGCACCCUUUGGAGUCGCCGGAUCACGUUUUCCCAUCUCUAAGACGGACUCCCGUUGAAGGAAAACACUCGCCAACAAAAACCACCAGCGAGAGAAAAUGGAGGGUAAUAAUCUGAAUGAAGCAGGUUAUGGACGUGACCAGCUGCAGGCUACAUGGUACAAGGCAGUCAUCGGUAGUGAUGAUCAGGAAGCAGAAACGAGAUACGUAGAACCUAACAAGAUAAUGCUUCAUCAAAACUCCUAUCCUCAAUACCCACCGCAGAACAUUGUACAAGAACCUGUACAAAAUUAUCAGGAUUAUCUUCUUAUUCAAAGUACCAUUGCCUGUCAUGGAGUAGGAACAGAGCUGGUUGAGAAUCCUACUGAUAUCCCAAAUAAUCAAUUUAAUCAAUAUAAUGAUACAAAUUUCUACAAUGAACAUAUGCAACGAGGAAUUAAGCAAAGUCCUGACGUCUCAGAUUCACAAAUUGUUAACAAGGACGGGAAUUCAGUGUCAUUCAUGCAGAGCCAUCCGAAUUCUUAUAGCAGUUAUGAUCAAGUAUCUAAUCAGCAACUUGUACCACAACCCGAAGUACAGCCAAUGUAUGCUUCUACGGUGUCUGAAGGCUCUGAUAUUGAUUAUCUAAUUGUUAUACCAACUGGAGUAGGAACAGAGCUGGUUGAGAAUCCUACUGAUAUCCCAAAUAAUCAAUUUAAUCAAUAUAAUGAUACAAAUUUCUACAAUGAACAUAUGCAACGAGGAAUUAAGCAAAGUCCUGACGUCUCAGAUUCACAAAUUGUUAACAAGGACGGGAAUUCAGUGUCAUUCAUGCAGAGCCAUCCGAAUUCUUAUAGCAGUUAUGAUCAAGUAUCUAAUCAGCAACUUGUACCACAACCCGAAGUACAGCCAAUGUAUGCUUCUACGAUGUCUGAAGACUCUGAUAUUGAUUAUCUAUUUGUUAUACCAACUGCUGCUCGGGAGGCUAAUGAUUCUGAAGUAUGCCGCGAAUCAGACCAACACUGUAUAAAUAGUGAUGCAAUCAAUGCACAUAAUCUGAAUCUACCACAACCAGAAGGACGGCAUAUCUCUAAAACUAAGUAUUCACUACAUGGUGGACACUUAAUUUCUAGCAGUGAAACAUUGGACAAGUUACUCAGUUCUACUUUCCCAGAAGAAAGUGAUACCUUUUUGGAAAAUGAGCUAUGGGUUAAGCUAAAACAACCUAACGAAGGUCUUAAACAAUUCCUACAUAAGAAUUGGCCUGAAAUCUUAAGUCGCUUGCCCAAUCCCCGCCCAAAGAAAAAAGGUAAAUAUGACUGGCAAGAAAAGGAACCUGAGAAUUUGAAGAGAUGGCUGAAUGUUAUCAAGGCAAAGUAUUCCCGUGUUAUGAAAACGCCAGUCGAAAUCCCGACCACUGUAAAGGAAGGCAGAGUAUGGCAGGAAAUAUUUACAGCCCAAUGUGAACAAACCCAAUAACCAACAUCUGCCAGACCAAGCCUCAAGUGCUUUGCAAUUUGAUGGACCCAGAAAAAACAAAACAGUAGAAUGCGAAUUUGAAAGCAUAAGAUUGGUCCAACUGGAAGCUCAAGACCAACAUUAUGCUCUGUUGACAGAAUAGAUUAAAGAAAAGGCUAAUAACUAACUAAUGAUAUGAGCUUCAGUCACCACAUUGAGCUGGCAGUCAAUAAAGGAAUUAUGAGUGGAUGGAUGAUGAGACCUUUUUAGACGAGAUUCAGAACACAUACUGCCACAAUAGAAAACACUAGUAAUUCCAAGAUUUCAAUAUCAGUGUCAAGUAUGGAAUUCAUGGUUUAUAACGCAUACUAUUGCUAGAACAAAUUCACUCGGAAAUUAAAUGUUGGGAACGACAUAAACAACGGAAAGAUACUUCAUGUCAUGUGUAUAUAUCAUUGAAAACUUCAUCAAAACCGAGAGAAGUAGAAUAAUUUAGUUUAAUUCCAUUUGUUACAAUGGUUAUUCUUGGAGUGACCGGCUGUGUUUCCCUGUAAGAGAUGACCGGGGUAACCAUCCACUGGUAGCGAAGAAUCUGAUAACGGUUCAGCAAAAUCUUUAGACAAGAAUGCUACCACUGCACCACAAUGAAUCAUUGUAACACCAUAUAAAAAAAAGAAUGUAACAUUGAGGGAUAACUGCUCAAGAUUCCCUAUUAAGAAAAAUCUGUGAUCAAAGUUUUUGUAAUUCAUGGGCUAAGUCUACUGAAUUCGGUACCAGAUGGAACGUUAUAACUGGUAGUGAGAUUUCAAUUCAUUAAGUCCAGUUCUUCGUAAUUGAAAGAUGAGUGGUCUUCCAGAAUGGUAUAUUUAGUUUUUUAUUAUUAAUUUUCUCAUUAUUGUAAGCCUUCCCUUAAAUGUUUAUGAUACCACCUAAUACCAAAUGGUGGCAAUACUUUUAGGUACUGAUAAUAUACUUAUAUUUGUAUGCACAUUUUCCAUUUGAUUUUGC
This is a messenger RNA of Penaeus vannamei (Pacific white shrimp), 2638 nucleotides long. RefSeq lists its product as uncharacterized. NCBI's taxonomy places the organism in Eukaryota, Metazoa, Arthropoda, Malacostraca, Decapoda, Penaeidae. The record is from RefSeq and is a predicted model, not a curated record.